Molecule: messenger RNA, 2386 nt
Organism: Alosa alosa (allis shad)
Lineage: Eukaryota; Metazoa; Chordata; Actinopteri; Clupeiformes; Clupeidae
Gene: glcea
Product: glucuronic acid epimerase a
Exons: 4
Coding region: 152-1891 (579 amino acids)
Biological process (GO): heparan sulfate proteoglycan biosynthetic process
Cellular component (GO): Golgi apparatus
Molecular function (GO): heparosan-N-sulfate-glucuronate 5-epimerase activity
Source: RefSeq, a predicted model, not a curated record
GAGAUAAAGGAUUGGGGUCCGCAAGAUAUAUACUGUCAAAGAUGCGUUUUUCAUAGCGUUGUUCACUAAGAGUGGAUGUGCUACUGAAUCUAAGGAUCUACUGAAUGUCGCUGUAUUGUGAUUGUUUCAUCUGCGUGGGUAUGAUGUGAGGAUGCGUUGCCUGGUGGCGCGGGUCAACUAUAAGACACUGAUAGUGAUCUGUGCUGUGUUCACCCUCAUUACUGUCCUGCUAUGGAACCGCUGCUCCAACGAGCCCCCGCCCAGCCCGGCCCACCCCCCACCAGCACCCACGGCCGAGGCCGAUGCCCUCGACCGGCCAGAGGCCCCACCCAUCGCCAGAGAGGUUCCGUACGAGGAGAUCGAGUGCCUCAUCAAUGAAGAUACCACCAUCAAAGGCAGGCGUGAGGGGGCCGAGGUGUUCCUGCCCUUCACUUGGGUGGAGAAGUACUUUGGCGUGUACGGCAGGAUUGCGCAGUAUGACGGCGCAGAACGCUUUGAGUUCUCCCACAGCUACUCAAAGGUGUACACCCAGCGCGAGCCCUACCACCCCGAUGGAGUCUUUAUGUCGUUUGAGGGCUACAACGUGGAGGUGCGUGAGCGGGUCAAGUGCAUCAGUGGAGCAGAGGGAGUCCCAGUGUCCACACAGUGGGGCCCUCAGGGCUACUUCUAUCCCAUCCAGAUCGCCCAGUACGGUCUGAGCCACUACAGCAAGAACCUGACGGAGCGACCGCCCAGUGUGGAGCUCUACGACCGGCCGGAGGGCACGGUUGAAGGCCCCAGCCCCUGGACCAUUCCAAAGGGGUGUGCCCUCACAAGAGUCCGUGACUUUGCACGCGCCACAUCCACACGACAGUUCAGUGCCCCAGAUAAUUGUCCAGGCAUCUCUCUGAUUCUGGGUAACUCCAGGGACUUUGUCCUCGCAUUCGACGUGAAGUUCCUGACCAACGGGAGUGUGUCCGUGGUGCUGGAGACGUCAGAAAAAGGCCCUCCGUUUGUCAUUCACUACGUUACUAGCUCUCUACUGCUAGCCUACAAGGAACGCGAGGUCACCUACGGCAUCGGCGCCAGGGCCGUGUGGAGCACGGUGACACGCGACCUGCUGACGGACCUGCGGAAAGGCGUGGGUCUGUCCAACACCAAGGUGGCACGGCCAGUGAGGGUGGUGCCACGGCGAGUGGUGGAGCUGCAGCUGCGGGGCUCCGGCUUCAUCGACAACAUCACCAUCUCGUCCACCGCCCAUCGCGCCGCCUUCCUCUGCGCCAGCCGCUGGCUGCUGCGGCACCAGGACGAGCGUGGAGGCUGGCCCAUCUGGGUGGCACGGAGGCUGGGCGAGGGCUUCCGGCCACUGGAGCCUGGCUGGUACUCCGCCAUGGCGCAGGGCCAGGCCAUGUCCACGCUGGUACGUGCCUACCUGCUGACCCACGACCCGGCCUUCCUCAGCGCCGCGCUGCGCGCCACCGGGCCCCUCAAACGCACCGUCGAUCAGCACGGGGUGAGGGCCGUGUUCAUGAACAAGUUCGAUUGGUACGAGGAGUACCCCACCACGCCCAGCUCGUUUGUGCUCAACGGCUUCAUCUACGCCCUCAUUGGGCUGUACGACGUGGCCGAAACAGCGGGAGACAAGCUGGGCCGCGAGGCGGAGGUUCUCUUCAGCCGAGGAAUCGAGUCUCUCAAGGCCAUGCUGCCUCUCUUUGACACCGGCUCCGGCACCGUCUACGAUCUGCGUCACUUUGUCUUAGGCACGGCCCCCAACGUGGCUCGCUGGGACUACCACACCACACACAUCAACCAGCUGCAGCUCCUCGCCUCCUUCCACAGCACCCCCAUCUUCAGAGACUACCUCAAGCGCUGGAAGACCUACCUGAAAGGAGGCCGUGCCAAGCACAACUAGCCUAGAGUGCUUUUCCCAAAACCAUAGUUGCUAACCUAUUAGCAACUUAGUUGGUUGGCAAUGGGAAAUUGCUUUGCAACCAACAAAGUUGCCAACUUAGUUUUCGGGAAACGGGCCCCUGGUUCACUGGGUGUCCUGCUGUUCAUAGUGUGAAGCAGCUUUGCACACUUUUUCAAAUCAAAUCUAUGUUACUUUGACAAUGUUUUUACUCCUCCAAAACAUUGUGGCUAUUGGACCAGAUCCUAGAAAACCAGCUGAUUAGUUUCUGUAGAAAAGCAUGUACCUUGUCUUGGCUGAGCAUGGGUACAUAUUUGUACAUACAGGCCAGGCAGAUUUGAGAACAGGCAUAAUCUUAUAGAAGUAAAUACUGGCCAAAAUGUUGUUUGAGUCCCUGACGAGCCAGACCCACAUUAAAAUGUAGGAUCUGGGCACUCACCGUUCGCAGUGCUCAGUCCGAGGGGUGGGAUAAUCGGUGUCUUUCAAAUCCCCUCUGCA